CGGCCCCAUUGGACAGCCUCACGACCGAAGACUUGGCAUUAAACCCCUCAGCUCGAUGCCUAUUGUGCAGUACCUAGGUAGGGUUAGCUACAUACGCCCAUCAAGCCGCUGCAAGCACGCGACGAAGCAGACACCGCUUUCGCACACCUCCUACGUAUAUUCUUUUGUCGCCAGUCAGCGUCCGCAAGCCUCGGCCCUCCCCUUUGCGACCCGUUGCCACUCUCAGGGUCGUGCGCCUCUCCGCCCCACUAUCACCGCCUCGCGACCUCUCCUCCACAAUCUUCCACGCCCACAGCUCCCGGUAAACAUUCCACCACCGUUUGCCCAUUAUGGAGAACAGCAACCAGGAUGCCGACCAGCAGUCGUACAUGGACAAUGCCAUUCGCGCAGUCCAGCAGAAGAAGCCGGUGCCUGAGAUCGACUUUACCCUGCACACCAUGGAAGACGGCACACAAGUCAGCACUCAGGAGCGAGUCUGCAAAGACGUGCAAGCCCCAGCCUUCCUCCCUCCUACCGACGAGCAAUUCUUCUCGCCCCAAGAUCGCACAAAGCCCAACAUUCAAUUCUUGAAGCAACACUUCUACCGUGAAGGUCGCUUGACCGAACAGCAAGCGCUGUGGAUCAUUAAGAAGGGUGCAGAGAUCCUGAGAUCAGAGCCCAACCUCCUGGAGAUGGACGCCCCUAUUACGGUCUGUGGUGAUGUUCACGGGCAAUACUACGAUUUGAUGAAGCUUUUUGAAGUCGGUGGAGACCCGGCAGAGACACGCUACCUGUUCUUGGGUGACUACGUUGAUCGAGGGUACUUCAGCAUUGAGUGCGUUUUGUACCUUUGGUCACUGAAGAUCUGGUACCCCAACACGCUCUGGCUUCUGCGCGGUAACCACGAAUGUCGCCAUUUGACCGAUUACUUCACAUUCAAGCUCGAAUGCAAGCACAAGUACUCCGAGGCUGUCUACGAAGCCUGCAUGGACGCCUUCUGCGCACUUCCUCUCGCCGCUGUCAUGAACAAGCAGUUCCUGUGCAUACACGGUGGACUGAGCCCUGAGCUCCACACUUUGGAUGAUUUGAAGAGCAUUGACCGGUUCCGCGAACCUCCCACACACGGCCUCAUGUGCGACAUCCUGUGGGCCGAUCCACUCGAGGAGUUUGGACAGGAAAAGACCAACGACUUCUUCAUCCACAACCACGUCCGUGGUUGCUCGUACUUCUUCUCGUACCCCGCCGCGUGCGCCUUCCUCGAAAAGAACAACCUACUCUCGAUUAUCCGUGCGCACGAAGCACAAGAUGCUGGAUACCGAAUGUAUAGGAAGACAAGGACCACUGGUUUCCCCAGUGUCAUGACCAUCUUCAGCGCGCCAAAUUACCUCGACGUGUACAACAACAAGGCUGCUGUUCUCAAGUAUGAGAACAACGUCAUGAACAUCAGGCAGUUCAACUGCACUCCUCACCCAUACUGGCUGCCUAACUUCAUGGAUGUCUUCACAUGGUCUCUGCCUUUCGUUGGAGAAAAGAUCACCGAUAUGCUCAUUGCAAUCUUGAACACAUGUUCUAAGGAAGAGCUCGAGGAAGAGACACCCAGCUCGCUGGCUUCCGGGCCGUCUUCCCCGCAGCCUCUCGCCAACCUGGACCCGGACUCGACGGAGUUCAAGCGCCGUGCUAUCAAGAACAAGAUCUUGGCCAUUGGCCGUCUUUCUCGCGUAUUCCAGGUGCUGCGUGAAGAGUCCGAACGUGUCACUGAGCUGAAGACAGCAUCCGGAGGUCGUCUGCCGGCAGGCACACUCAUGCUUGGUGCGGAAGGUAUUAAGCAAGCUAUUCAUACCUUUGAAGACGCUCGCAAGGUCGACUUGCAGAAUGAGCGUCUCCCACCUAGCCACGAGGAAGUCCGCAAAUCCCAAGAGGUACACCGAGAGCAGGCUCUCGAGAAGGCUACCAAGGAUGCAGAGAACGACAAGGAGCUCGGCAGGGUUGCACGAAGAAUCAGCAUGUAAGUGGUCUCUCUAGUGCACCACAAUUUCCAUACUGACAAAUGCAGGUCUUCUGGGUCAAGGCGAGGCUAGGUGCCAACUAAGCUUUUGAGGCUGAGCGAGUAAACUAGGUUCGCCGAUCUUGGUGUUUGGUCUGGCGUGGACUUCAAUGUUAUCUGCAUACCAUGCUGGCGUUGUGCAAACUGGCGGCGAGACCUAGAGGAAACGACUUUACGAUGUCCGGUAGUAAUUUACUAGCCAAGUGCCGUGCUUUGGACGAGCCGGUCUUUCAUUGAAAAUAUAUCAUCACUUGCACACCGAAUCUGUGGGUUCAACCUGUGUGAGUUCAGCAAACAUAUAUUGGCCCGAGCUUCAGCGGCCCGGAGAUGAACCGAUCCAUCAUGUUCAGCAUCGCAACUCUUCCCCACAGCAAUGCACAUCUU
Boeremia exigua is the source of this 2407-nucleotide messenger RNA. RefSeq names its product Metallo-dependent phosphatase-like protein. The transcript has 5 exons. Bases 330 to 1988 code for a protein of 552 amino acids. Lineage: Eukaryota; Fungi; Ascomycota; Dothideomycetes; Pleosporales; Didymellaceae. Gene Ontology annotation, molecular function: calmodulin-dependent protein phosphatase activity; calmodulin binding. Gene Ontology annotation, biological process: calcineurin-mediated signaling; fungal-type cell wall organization. Gene Ontology annotation, cellular component: cytoplasm; calcineurin complex. The record is from RefSeq and is a predicted model, not a curated record.